AUUUUCGUUUCCUUCUUUCUUUCUCCCACUAUGGCACAGAAGAAGAAAAUCGAUGGCGAAAACAACAAAAAAGAUGAAGGAGGAAACAACGAGAAGGAGCAAAAGCAAACCCUUACCCCUACCACUGUAGUGUUGAAGGUGGACAUGCAUUGCGACGGUUGCGCUUCCAAAAUUGUUAGGUGCCUUCGCGGUUUUGAAGCGUUGAAAUUGAACCUUCUUGUUGAAGGCGUGGAGAGUUUGAAUGCAGAGAGCGACACCGGAAAAAUUACCAUCACCGGAAAAGUGGACCCCACCAAACUCAGGGACAAGCUCGCCCACAAGAUGAAGAAGAAAGUCGACCUCAUCUCGCCCCUUCCCAACAAGAACAAGGAAAACAAUUCCCAGAAUAACAACAAAAAACACAAAGAGACACCUGUGACGACGGUGGUUCUGAAGGUGGCGCUGCACUGCCAAGGAUGCAUUGAAAGGAUUCGCAAGACUGUGUUGAAGACAAGAGGUGUUCAUGACAUGGCAAUAGACAAGGAGAAAGAGACGGUGACGGUUAAGGGCACGAUGGAUGUGAAAGCUCUGGUGGGGAAUUUAAUGGAGAGGCUUAGAAGGAAGGUUGAGGUGGUUCCUCCCAAGAAGGAGAAAGAAAGUGAGAAAGAGGGUGGAGGAGCGAAUGACGGCGCCAAGGAGAAGAAGAAGGGUGGCGGCGGCGGCGGAGGAGGAGGAGAUAAUGACAAGGGUGGUAAGGGCGGAGGUGAUGGCCUGGGGAAAAUGGAGCAGAGCAGGAUGGAGUUUUUGGCACCUACAUUUGGUUAUGGUUAUGGUUAUGGCUAUGGCUAUGGCGAUGGCUAUAACUAUGAGCCGGUCUACAUGGGGCAAUUGCAUGCACCCCAGAUGUUCAGCGACGAAAAUCCGAAUGCUUGUUCCGUUAUGUGAGGUUAUGGGCAUAUCCAUGAUUUUUUAUCAAGAUUUAAAAAGAUAUCAUUUAUUAGAGAAAAUUUUGUGCUUAGUAUAUAGGAAGGGCUUCUUGUUAUG
Molecule: messenger RNA, 1023 nt
Organism: Gastrolobium bilobum
Lineage: Eukaryota; Viridiplantae; Streptophyta; Magnoliopsida; Fabales; Fabaceae
Product: heavy metal-associated isoprenylated plant protein 3-like
Exons: 5
Coding region: 31-924 (297 amino acids)
Molecular function (GO): metal ion binding
Source: RefSeq, a predicted model, not a curated record